Molecule: messenger RNA, 1586 nt
Organism: Spea bombifrons (plains spadefoot toad)
Lineage: Eukaryota; Metazoa; Chordata; Amphibia; Anura; Pelobatidae
Gene: SLC2A2
Product: solute carrier family 2 member 2
Exons: 11
Coding region: 36-1550 (504 amino acids)
Biological process (GO): monosaccharide transmembrane transport
Cellular component (GO): membrane; brush border
Molecular function (GO): hexose transmembrane transporter activity
Source: RefSeq, a predicted model, not a curated record
AGCCAUCUCCUGCAGCUGCACUGGACACCACCACAAUGGACAGGAAAAUGCAAAACCAGAAGAACCUCACUGGAACGCUGGCGUUUGCUGUCUUUACAGCAGUUCUGGGGUCCCUGCAGUAUGGAUAUGGUAUUGGAGUCAUCAACGCUCCACAAAAGAUCAUUGAAGCUCACUAUGCACGGGUCCUUGAACUGGACAUUCUGGAAAAAAGUACCAACCAAACAGAAGAUGCUCCCGUUCCUCCUGCUGUUACAAUGUAUUGGUCCCUCUCGGUGUCUAUAUUUUCACUUGGUGGGAUGGUGUCUUCAUUUUUUGUUGGAUGGAUCGCAGAUAAACUUGGGAGGAUCAAAGCCAUGAUGGUAGUAAAUUCCUUGGCAAUAAUUGGAGCUCUCCUUAUGGGUUUGGCACCACUCGGUCAAGCACAUGCCCUUGUUAUCGCUGGUAGAUUAAUUACCGGACUUUACUGUGGAUUGGCAUCAGGAUUAGUCCCAAUGUAUGUUGGAGAGAUUUCUCCCACCCCACUCCGAGGAGCGCUGGGGACUCUGCACCAGCUUGCUAUCGUAACAGGAAUUCUCAUCAGCCAGAUUAUUGGGCUAGACUUUAUCCUCGGCAGUAAGGCACUAUGGCCCGUCUUGCUCGGUCUUUCCGGUGUCCCGGCAGUUAUUCAGACAAUUCUACUCUUCUUUUGCCCAGAAAGCCCCAGAUUCCUCUUCAUCAAACUUGGAAAAGAGGAGGCAUCUAAAAAUAGUUUGAGAAGAAUAAGGGGGGAAUAUUAUGACACAACAAAAGAUAUUGAGGAGAUGAGGAAGGAGAAGGAAGAAGCUGCCAGUGAGAAGAAGGUGUCCAUUAUUCAGCUGUUUAAAUCCUCAAAAUACCGACAACCUCUUCUGGUUUCUAUUGUGCUUCACAUUUCUCAGCAGUUCUCUGGAAUUAAUGGGAUAUUUUACUAUUCCACAAGUAUAUUUUCAAAAGCAGGAAUUAGCCAACCAGUAUAUGCAACAAUAGGAGUUGGUGCGGUGAACACAAUUUUCACUGUUGUGUCGGUGUUCCUGGUAGAAAGAGCAGGAAGAAGAUCCCUCUAUCUGGUUGGUCUCGGAGGCAUGUGUAUAUGUGCUAUUAUCAUGACCAUUGCGCUAGCAUUGCUGAGUCAGUACGCUUGGAUGAGUUAUCUGUGCAUGGUUGCCAUCUUCCUUUUCGUGGUUUUCUUUGAAGUCGGUCCCGGUCCCAUCCCUUGGUUUAUUGUCGCUGAAUUGUUCAGUCAGGGUCCUCGACCUGCAGCAAUGGCCGUGUCUGGGUGCUGCAACUGGACUUGCAACUUUAUCAUUGGGAUGUGCUUUCAGUACAUUGCCGAAGCCUGCGGACCCUACGUGUUCAUCAUUUUCGCAAUUUUGCUUUUCGGCUUCACUGUGUUUACAUACUUUAAAGUCCCUGAGACCAAAGGGAAGUCAUUUGAGGAGAUAUCGGCUGAGUUCCGUAAGAAUAAACUCGCCACGCGCAAAGGACUCAAAGCCACUGAAAUGGAAUACUUGGGAACUAGUACCGACGCCUAACUUUUACAAGAUCGGAUUAUAACUAUGGAAACCUAA